Molecule: messenger RNA, 258 nt
Organism: Apiotrichum porosum
Lineage: Eukaryota; Fungi; Basidiomycota; Tremellomycetes; Trichosporonales; Trichosporonaceae
Exons: 3
Coding region: 1-258 (85 amino acids)
Source: RefSeq, a predicted model, not a curated record
AUGGCGCAGGGAAAGACCAAGGGCCUCAAGGCCAAGGUGGCCUCGGGCGGCCGGAAGAAGAGCGGUACCAUGUCCAAGGGCAAGCGCGACAUUCCUCCCAAGAAUGUCCACCAUGUGCGCGAGCGCCAGACCAAGAAGCAACUCUCGUCCAGGAUCAACAACAACAUUGAGAAGCAGAUGGUCAACGCCGCCAGCUCGGGCAAGCUCACCAUCAUGAAGAACAAGGGCGAACUCGAGGCCGGCAAGGGCAAGAAGUAG